Molecule: messenger RNA, 1804 nt
Organism: Hippopotamus amphibius kiboko
Lineage: Eukaryota; Metazoa; Chordata; Mammalia; Artiodactyla; Hippopotamidae
Gene: TFCP2L1
Product: transcription factor CP2 like 1
Exons: 15
Coding region: 1-1440 (479 amino acids)
Biological process (GO): regulation of transcription by RNA polymerase II
Cellular component (GO): nucleus
Molecular function (GO): DNA-binding transcription activator activity, RNA polymerase II-specific; RNA polymerase II cis-regulatory region sequence-specific DNA binding
Source: RefSeq, a predicted model, not a curated record
AUGCUCUUCUGGCACACGCAGCCCGAGCACUACAACCAGCACAACUCCGGCAGCUACCUGCGCGACGUCCUCGCUCUGCCCAUCUUCAAGCAGGAGGAGCCCCAGCUGUCCCCAGAGAACGAGGCCCGCCUGCCGCCCCUGCAGUAUGUGCUGUGUGCCGCCACGUCCCCAGCUGUGAAGCUGCACGAAGAGACUUUGACCUACCUCAACCAAGGUCAGUCUUACGAAAUCCGACUGCUGGAGAAUCGGAAGCUGGGAGAUUUUCAGGAUCUGAACACAAAAUAUGUGAAGAGCAUCAUCCGCGUGGUGUUCCAUGACCGGCGGCUGCAGUACACGGAGCACCAGCAGCUGGAGGGCUGGCGGUGGAGCCGGCCCGGGGACCGCAUCCUGGACAUUGAUAUUCCACUGUCUGUUGGUAUCUUGGACCCCAGGGCCAGCCCGACCCAGCUGAACGCAGUCGAGUUUUUGUGGGACCCUUCGAAGAGAGCCUCUGCGUUCAUUCAGGUGCACUGCAUCAGCACAGAGUUCACCCCGAGGAAGCACGGGGGCGAGAAGGGCGUGCCCUUUCGGGUGCAGAUCGACACCUUCAAGCAGAACGAGAAUGGGGAGUACACGGAGCACUUGCACUCGGCCAGCUGCCAGAUCAAGGUGUUCAAGCCAAAAGGAGCCGAUCGGAAACAGAAGACGGACCGGGAGAAGAUGGAGAAAAGAACGGCCCAAGAGAAGGAGAAGUACCAGCCGUCCUAUGAAACCACCAUCCUCUCAGAGUGCUCCCCGUGGCCUGACGUGGUUUACCAGGUGAACAGCGCUUCGUCCCCAAGCUACAACGGCUCCCCAAACAGCUUCGGCCUUGGCGAAGGCAACAGCUCCCCGACCCAUCCCGUGGAGGCCCUGCCCGUGGGCAGUGACCACCUGCUCCCCUCGGCCUCCAUGCAGGACGCCCAGCAGUGGCUCCACCGCAACAGAUUCUCCCAGUUCUGCCGGCUCUUCGCCAGCUUCUCAGGUGCUGACCUGCUGAAGAUGUCGCGCGACGAUCUGGUCCAGAUCUGUGGCCCUGCAGACGGGAUCCGGCUCUUCAACGCUAUCAAAGGCAGAAACGUGAGGCCAAAGAUGACCAUUUACGUCUGCCAGGAGCUGGAGCAGAACCGCGUGCCCCUACAGCAGAAGCAGGAUGGCAGUGGGGACCCCAGUCUGUGUGUGUACCACGCCAUCUUCCUGGAGGAGCUGACCACCUUGGAGCUGAUCGAGAAGAUCGCCAACCUGUACAGCAUCUCCCCGCAGCACAUCCACCGGGUGUACCGGCAGGGCCCCACCGGCAUCCACGUGGUGGUCAGCAACGAGAUGGUACAGAAUUUCCAAGAUGAAUCCUGUUUCAUCCUCAGUACCUUAAAAGCUGAGAGCAACGACGGCUACCACGUCAUCCUGAAAUGUGGCCUCUGAACAGAAGCAGAGCGGGCAGCUGCCUCCCACCCCAAGCCCCAGGGACCCCCUUGGAUGUAGAAAUUGCACCCCUGGAAGCCAUGGCGAGGAGGGAACUGGCCCAGCCCGUGGAAGCCACAGACCAACCACCAGCCGAGACCCGCGGAGGCCAUGUCUCUGAUGGGCAGAAAGCCAGGGGCUCCCCUGCCCCUCCUCUCAGCCCCCAGCUUUGGAGCUGUUCCUCGUUCUUUCUGCCAGCCCUGCCAUUCUGAAGAGCCAACAGCGGGGCAUCUUCUCUGAAUCCCCUUGCUCCCCUAGUUGGAGGGUAGUUCACCAGGUACCUGGGUGCCACCUGUACUGGUUCCUUCCCACCACUCUCCUGCCU